CGAUAUGCACCUGAUCCGGAAAAUCCAGGUCCUGAGAAUCCAUUGACGCCUCCUUCCCCUACCCACUAUCUCCUCCGCUAUUUUCUGUUAUAAUAUAUUCCUCAUCUCAAUCCAAUCUAAUCCAUUUCGCUAAUCUUUUUCUCUCUCCUUUCUUCACUACUCAGUUAGAUCUUUCUAUGCAUCCUUUUCCGAUGAUCCCCGUCAGAAUCUCAAACAUCGGAGCUCCGAUCAACCACCACAACCACCGGAUAUGUUCAAUCCAUUUCUGGUAACUCACGUCCGCUCGCAAAUCUGUCUUCGCAAACGGAAAAAAAAGUUAUUGAUAGUAGAUCCAAUCAACCCACAUAGAUAUAUAAUCAAACGGAUAACUUUCAUAGCAUACUCCCAAUUCUGGGAUCCGGGUUCUUGUUCUUUGGUGUUGGUCAACGGCCUGGUUUGGGGUUUGAUCUUAUUAGUUCUAGUAGCUGAAUAUCUGAUUUGAUUGAUUAAGAAGACUAGUAGCUUAGUUGAUAGUAGAAAUUACUGAAUAGGAUUUUUAGUGAUAUUGUAAUCGGGAUCGGACGAAGUGCGAGAAAGUGGCGAAGAUGAGUUUGGGAGUGGCGGAGGAUGAUUCCAGGACGGAAAUUCAUCUCCCAGCUGACAUUGAUUGGGAAAUGCUCGAUAAAUCCAAGUUUUUCUUCCUCGGCGCCGCCUUGUUUUCUGGCGUUUCCGGUACGUUGUACCCGACGGUGGUGUUGAAAACACGGCAGCAGGUGGUUGUGAAAGACACCCCUUGCUUCAAAAUGGCGAUCUCGAUUCUCCGACACGAUGGUUUGAGGGGUUUUUAUAGAGGAUUUGGAACGUCGUUAAUGGGUACUAUUCCGGCAAGAGCUCUUUACAUGGGUGCGCUGGAAAUGACAAAGAGCAGCGUUGGUUGUGCGACGGUGAAGAUGGGUUUUACAGAGGCCAAAGCGGCGGCGAUUGCAAAUGCUGCGGCUGGAGUAACCGCAGCCAUGGCUGCACAAUUAGUUUGGACACCAAUCGAUGUCGUGAGCCAGAGAUUAAUGGUUCAAGGUGGUAAAUCGCUGAAUACAACCGCCAUGACUGGUUUCAAAUACACCGGCGGCAUUGACGCGUUCCGGAAAAUCAUCCAUCAUGACGGCGUUCGAGGGUUAUACAGAGGAUUUGGGAUUUCAAUCUUGACAUACGCGCCGUCAAAUGCAGUGUGGUGGGCGUCUUACUCCAUGGCCCACCGCUCGAUUUGGGAUGGGAUUGGUAAUCAUUUGAAAAGAGACGGAAACGGUGGUGGUGGAGGAGGGGUUGGGUUUACGCCGGAUUCGAAGGCGGUAGUGGCGGUGCAGGCGGCGAGCGCCGCCGUGGCAAGUGGCGUUUCGGCGUUGGUUACGAUGCCUUUGGAUACAAUUAAAACGAGACUUCAAGUUUUAGACGACGGAUGUAAUGGGAAGCCGGGAAUAGGGCCGACGUUGAGGAAAUUGAUGACGGAAGGUGGAUUGAGUGCGUGUUACAGAGGAUUGGGGCCGAGAUGGAUUUCGAUGUCGAUGUCUGCAACUACAAUGAUUACCACCUAUGAAUUUCUCAAGAAAUUGUCUACUAAAAAUCAAGAUUCUUGUGGUUCCCUUCAAUGAAAUUGACAACUUACUUUCUUAAGGAUUAAUGUUGUAUCAUCAAAUUUAUUAUGAUUUUUUUUUUUAUAUUAAGAAAAGUAUGUGAUGGGAGAAGCAUUCUUUCUUUAUAGAGAAAAAAAAAAGUUAAAGUUUGGUAAUAAUAAUGUUAUAUGAUCCUUGUGAAGCAAAGUUGGUAACUAAUAUAGUGAAGUUAAGAAGUGUA
Messenger RNA from Lactuca sativa (garden lettuce), 1827 nucleotides. RefSeq lists its product as uncharacterized. The record is from RefSeq and is a predicted model, not a curated record. Gene Ontology annotation, biological process: transmembrane transport. Lineage: Eukaryota; Viridiplantae; Streptophyta; Magnoliopsida; Asterales; Asteraceae.